Molecule: messenger RNA, 905 nt
Organism: Musa acuminata AAA Group (dessert banana)
Lineage: Eukaryota; Viridiplantae; Streptophyta; Magnoliopsida; Zingiberales; Musaceae
Product: pathogen-related protein
Exons: 4
Coding region: 57-767 (236 amino acids)
Source: RefSeq, a predicted model, not a curated record
CAAUACAUAGGUGGCAGGAUGGAGAGACAUCAGCUAAACCAAAGAAGGGAUAAGAGAUGGACUCCAGUGGUGGUGAGGGGGACGGGUAUCGUUCUCACAUCCAUGGAGACCACGAGAGGAACACGGAGUGGAGGUUCGGCUCUCCUCCCAACUACGAUCUCGUGAACAAGCUCUUCGAAGAAGGCCGAACGAAGGUAUGGGAAGCAGGGUCCUUGGAAGAGAGAGUGCAGCACUUGGUGAAGACAUGGGAGAUGGAGAUGUUCCACAAGAGACGAUUCCAAGACUACAAAACCGUGAAUCCGGAUAACUACACCUUCAGCCUCAAUGGGCGAAGACCGAUAACGCUAGAACAGAAGCGGAAGUUGGGAGGCGGCUACAACUCGCUGCUGCAGACGUCGCUGCCGCAAGGCCUGCGCGUGUACGACCCGUCGAGGGAGACGAUGGAGUCAUCUCACGCCGCCUUCACCACGGCGUUUCCUCGUGGGUUCGCGUUGGAGGUCGUCCAUGUCUACAGCGGCCCGCCGGGGAUCGUGUACAAGUUCCGGCACUGGGGCUUCAUGGAGGGGCCUUUCCAAGGCCAUGCACCGACGGGGGAGAUGGUGGAGCUCUAUGGGAUGGCAAUAUUUCAAGUCGAUGCGGACAUGAAGAUCGAGAAGGUGGAGUUCUUCUAUGAUCGUGGUGAGCUACUCGGUGGCCUCCUCAAGGGUGCGAAGAUGGAGGACGCAGGACUGCCCGCUUCAAGCUGCCCAUUCUUGAAGAAUGUUUAGAAUGCACACGGAUAAGUAUCAGAGAUUAUGAUGCUGUCAGUCAUGCUAUAAGAAUAUAAUGUCUGUAUAAGAAUACAGAGAUCAUGCUAUAAGAAUAUAAUGAGAAUAAACACAAGAAAUCCUCACUUGCGACAAAAA